Messenger RNA from Cuscuta europaea, 1831 nucleotides. NCBI's taxonomy places the organism in Eukaryota, Viridiplantae, Streptophyta, Magnoliopsida, Solanales, Convolvulaceae. The record is from the annotation of a GenBank genome assembly.
GGGAGUAAUAAAAUCAUGCACCUCUUUAUGUUCAAGUUGAUUGUUUAAAAAAAACAUGGACUACACAAAUAAUACGGAUGCAGAAUAACAUAUAGUACUUCAUAUGUACUUACAAAAUAAUAAUAAUAAUAAUAAUAAUAAUAAUAAUAAUAAUAAUAAUAAUAAUAAUAGUAAAAUAAAAGCUAUUAUUAUCUUUGUCAAGACUGUCAUAUUAUUAUUGAGCUCUAAUAAUGAUACUAUGUACUACGUAUAUCAGAAGAUAUUUCUUCUGUCUAAUUAUAAUUGAUUCCGUGACAUGAGGCAUCUAUCUAAUUUGGGUGAAAACAUUAACUAAGAUUUCAUACUAUUGAUAACUAAUACGGAGUAGUAAACUAAAUUUUUUAUACAAUUUUUUUAUAUUAUGAAUAUACAUAAUCAUUAGUCAAUGUAUGCCUCUAGUGCCUCACGAAAGUUUGUUUGUUCUUUUAUUUGUAUUAGGCAUGGGCUUAUCUAAGUAUAUAAGUUAAGUCACGGACUAUUACAGUUAUUUAUACAUGUGUAAACGUGAUGCAUAUAAUUAUUAUUAUCGUACGUAGUAGUUAUUAAUAUAGUAUUUAUUAUAUAAACAUAUUACGGAUAUCUGAUCGUAUUAUCUAUGCAAACCAUUAACUAAUUAAUUUUAAAUUAAUUAUGGUGUAGUUCAUCCAUGGCUAAUAUUAGCAAAAGAGAGUUCGACGUCCUUGAUUUAUCUGGUCAAAAGUACUUGGAAUGGAAAGUUGACGCUUUGGCACAUUUAAAAGCAAAUGCCCUCGAAAACACAAUUGCUGAAAAUAAUUCAGCUACUCCCCAAAAUAAGGCAAAAGCCAUUAUCUUUCUUCGUCACCAUCUUCACGAAAGUUUGAAGUCUGAGUAUUUAUUGGUAGAUGACCCUAAAGAAUUAUGGGAUAAUCUCGAAGAAAGGUAUGGCCAUCAACAAAAGGUCAUUUUACCAAAAGCUCAAUAUGACUGGAUCAAUUUAUGAUUCCAGGAUUACAAAUCUAUAAGUGACUACAAUUCUGCCUUGUUCCAAAUAACAUCAAAAUUGAAGUUAUGCGGACAAAAAGUCACUGAUGCCGAAAUGUUGGAAAAACUCUAUCCAAUAUGCAUCUUUCAAAUAUGCUUUUACAAGAGCAAUAUAGACAAAAGCACUUUCAAAAGUAUUCUGAUUUAAUAUCAGUAUUACUACUUGCUGAGACGAAUAAUGACAUUUUGAUGAGAAACCACAAUAUGAGACCCACGGGUUGUAGCCCUUUUAGUUUUGGUCCACAAAAUCAUGGUUCAAAACAUGAAUCAAAUGCAACCCAUAGUGGUGCUCGUGGACAUUUCAAACGUGGUCGUGGUAUUGGUCGUUAUAAUGGACCUAGCCGGGGAAACAAACAGAGUAGUAGCUCUUACAAAGGCAAGGGAAAGCAAAAACCCCAUCAAACAAGAGGCCCGACGAAAUCUUCAGAAAAGGCUAAAGUCACUUGUUUUAAAUGUGGCACGUCGGGAUAUUGGGCAAAUAAGUGCGACACACCUACACAUUUGGUUGACUUAUAUAAAUCAUCUCUAAAAGGAAAGAAUGUGGAAACUAAUUACGUCAACGAAAACGUUCCACCAAUGCCCACAUUUAAUAUGUCUGAUUUCUAUAUGGAUAAUAAUGAGAUGAACACUGACAUCGUCAUGGGUGAAAAAUAAUAAUAAUAAAAAUGAAAUUAUUCUGUUAUGUAAUAUAUUCUACAAUAAAAGUUUGUUGUAUUGUAAUUUUUAUUUGAUGUGCUUGUUUCGGUUGUAAAAGUUAUGUACAUUUUAAUGAAUAAAUUCUUGUUUAUAU